CCACGGGGAUAGGAGCGCUGCGAUACGACUAAUCGUAGGAUUAUGGCCGAUCUUCAGGCGACGGUCGAGUUCGCGGUCGAGUUGUACAAGUUCUACAAUGUGGAUCUGUUUCAGCGCGGACUGUAUCAAGUACGUUGUUCGUUGCGCGUCUCUCCCCGGCUUCCGGUGCAGGUCGAAACCUGUCUGCCCGAUGCAACGACCGCCGGCAUACCCUCGGUGCAGUCGGUGCUAAAUCAGAAUGGCGGAAGCAACAGCCACAACAGCUCCAACAUCAACUCCAACACCAGCAACAGCAACAACAACAACAACAACAACAACACCAAAUGCAGCAACAACAACGGCACGACCAAUGGCAGUGUUGGGGCCGGUUCAAGCACGAGUGGGAUAGCGAGCGGUGCCGGAACCGGAAGCGGUUCACUGCCGAGCAGUAACACAGGCAGUGUCGGUGGUGGAACUGGACUGGUCGCUAUCGGCAGUGGUCCACCCGGCAGUGGUAAUGCACCGUCGACCGGUUCGACCAGCUCGACCGGCCGUCCGGAAGUGGGUGGACCGUGCCUCUCGUCGACUGCCAGCAGUGGUGUAAUCGGUUCGAUGUCGUCAAUGCCGAGCAGUAGCUCGAUGCCUACACCGAACUCAACCACCACCGGUGGGUCGUCAUCAAUGGUCCCGGUCGGCAACGCUCCCGGGCCCGGGCCGUCGUGUAUGAAUGGAAGCGGGAGUGGUGGUGCUGGUGGAGGCAGCAGCGGUAACUCACCGACGGCCAGCUCCGACAGUCGGUCGGGUGCGACCAUCAUCGAUGAUACCGGAGCGUCACGUGUCUUUCAGAUCCUUUAUCGCAACGAGGAGGUGUCGUUGCGUGACGUUAUCAUGUUUCGGGCGCAUCUAUUAGUCGACAGCCGGCACCUGAAGGAAUCGAUCGAGCGUGCCGAAUUCUCGCUCAACCUCGAGCUGUGGUUCGGCGAGCAGACGAACGGCAACGUGCUGACGCUGGCUUCGACGCGCACACUGCAGCUUAACUUCCAUCCUGGCCGGGGGCUGCACUAUCAUCUGCCGGUGCUGUUCGACUACUUUCACCUGGCCGCCGUCAGUGUCGGAAUCCAUGCGAGCCUCGUUGCCCUGCACCAGCCUUACAUCAAUGCACCCAAGUCAACUAAACCGUGGAUGAGCAGCUCGAAGCUAAACUGUCGCGGUGGCAAUUCGCCCGGCCCGCUCGAGGCGAUCUUCUUCGGGCCACAGGUCGGUAGCGGUGCUAAAUGUGGCGGUGGUUCGGCCGGCCGUUUGAUGCAUGCCCGGAACGUCCACAAAGAAAUCUGUGCCUUGCUGCUGGGGGCCCUGGAAUCGCUCCGGCUGUCGUUGCAGGAGUUCUGCACCGUGCUACCCCACCAGUGGACAGCGCUGACCGGUUCGACGCCCCUGUCCAAUCUCGACACCGAGCAAAGACUGAGGAAGCUAUCCGAUUUGGCCAAGCUAUUGGACACCGAAGACGAUCUAGCAGCACGAGCAAACUCGGACAUUGCGCAGCUUUGCGCGGAGUGUAUACUUUACUGGCGGCGGGUACUGUCCGCUGCCACGCAACCCGCCGUUCAUGGGCUGUUGGCGAAGAAACAUCAUACCCUGCGGGUGCGCCGCUUUGCGGAAGGAUUCUUUGUGAUCGAUAAUCCGCGACAUCUGGCGAGCGGGUGUUAUGAUUCCAACUAUCAAAACUAUGUUUCGAUCUGUGAGAUGGCACGUCGAUCGCGCUAUCUAUCAUCUUUGCCACCCCUACCGGUGCACUGUACACCGCUGGAUGGAGAUGCAAACUCGUUACCACUUAUCUUCGAGGAUCGUUACACCGAUGCGAACGAGUACGGAAAACGGCGAUCAGGCAGUGAGCCUCAUCUGAAUGGUACUGGUGUGCUAGGUGCUGCUAGCAACACUGGCCAGUCAACGCUUGUGAAACCACCGAAGCAACAUCACCAUCCACACAAGAUCGCUCCGAUCGUGACUAACACUAGCAAGGAAUGUUCGUGUGGUAUUGCAACCUGUUAUGUGGAGCCAGUGCCUAAGAUCUGUGGCAGUUACAUGGGCAUCAUGACACCACGGUACGCUCUCGGAGGGGACAUACUGCAGGCAAGUCUCACUAUAACCCCAGCCGCAGCUGCCUCACAAAAUGGGCUGUGUCCUAAGGCACUGUCGCGGCACUCCGUUUCGACGCUGCUCGAUCCAAUCCCGAUGGCCGACGUCUGUACCUGGGACCAACAGUUUAAGGGCAUUUACACCAGCGGUGCAGCAAGUGGACUCGCCGGUGGCACAUUGCCGACUCGGCACAGUAAAUCGCUCGAUCAGCUUGAACUACAAACGAACGCUAACUCUGCUUCGUUGCCAAGGCAGCAUCUUCAUGGUACGACCAAUGUGGCCAACUACAAUGGGUAUGCGGCUCAGCAAUCACAGUCCCAUCAUCAACAGCAGCAGCAGCAACAACAGCAGAUAGGAGCUUUUCACCAUCAACCUCAGCAGCGACAACCGAUGCUGUACCAACAUCCUGGCCAACAAACGCAGCAACUGCAACAGCUGACUGGAGGUGUCGCUCUUCUGCAGACUCUACCCAAAACUAAACCAAAAAAUCCGGUGCAAGCGGAGGAUCUACUGAAAAACAUUACCGAGUUUCGGGAAAAGUACAAAAAUCCGGGUGAUCCUCGUAAGAUGAUCCAUGCCGGUGGUACUGCCACACACAAUCCUACCUACGAUCUGCAACAGGACGCACUCGGCAUGUCUGCCCUCCUGAACGGCUAUGCGAAACCAUCCACCGGUGACUAUCGGCACGAAUUGAAGCAUACGCAAGGCACUCGCAGCUCCCAGCGCGAUCACGGGAGUCACCGUGAUCCACCCCAUACCGGUGCUCCGAUCAACACCACCCCAGCUGGUGCUUAUUACAAUUCGCUUCCCAAAGGUGCCGGACUGGGUGCGCCACGAAGCUCCUUCCCACCGGUGCGCAGUAAAAAGCAACAGCAGUCCAGCUCCACCUCGCUGCCGACUAAGUCGGCCUCGAAUACGAUUCCGCGCAGCAACUCGUCGCAACAGUUGCGCCAAACGGCUCAAAACAAUGGCCAAUCGAUGUCGAUCAGUGGGGGCGUAAACAGUGCAACGUUGCCACACCGGUCGGUAGAGUUUUCGCGGAUACGUGUCUCCGACUUCAAGCAGCUGGUACACGGCCAACAGAGACGCAGUACGUCCAAUGGGAGCACGCAUAAAAUCGGUGUAUCGGGCAAUGGAAGUUCGGCAACCAACGUUGGAAGAGAUUCGAGCAGUUCGGGUACCAGUCCUGAGAUAACGCCACGGACUCGCAACAAACAGCGUCGACUACUGUCUUCUGCGAGUGUUCCUUUUCAGUUGGAAAAUCUUGAACUGGAGCCGGUUGUCGGGGGUGGUGGUGUUGGAGGUGUGAUAUCGGGAGCAGGAGUUGCUGCCGGCGCUGCUGGAGGAUUCAGUGAAAGUCUACCGAACCUUGCUCCUCCUCCGGCCGCUUUUGCUAGCGAUUCACCACCAGGUCCAAAAGGAGGUGCUACGUUUCUACUAAGAAGGCGCCAUUCAAGCAGUGAGUCGACGUCCUCGCUAAGCGAACAGUCUGGCUGGGUGUCGAGCCGGCGUAGUAGUGGCCCAUCAAGUCCGGACACGUUGCGAAACGAUCAGCGGGUGGUGAACGGUGAGCAGCUCCGAAAGCGGCUGCUGAAGCUACUGAACGAACAGCCCCGGUUAGUUGCCGACCGUAAGAACAGUACGCCUUCCUCAACGACUGAGUUCUUCGCACGAAGUAACCAAAGUUCGAUGAAGUCAAAGCCAGGUUUUGGGCCAGGCGAUAUGCUUCGAGGCGCUUCGGUACAGACGGAAAACUGGAACAAUCUCGAAAAGGAGUGGAAUGAUUCGCGGGCACGUGCGAUAGCGAAUGCCGCGAGUGGACCGUACGGUAUGGUAAGUGGGAAACGCGCCCCGGACGCAGUGGGAGAUUCUACGACACGGGAAGAGAUAAGCACGGCCGAUAUAAAACCUCCCAAACGGACGAACAAGAAGGAAAAAUCAAAGUCAGACUUUGAUCUGGCCCACAUCUCGGACUAUGUGUUUGAUGAUUUGCGACUACUUCCACCGCAACAGUUCCGGGAUGUACCGCCGCCACCGGACGAGUUCCGUGAUCCUCCUUCGUUUGUUGACGAUAUUUCGAGCAAGAACAACAAAACUGAUGGGGCAGAAAAGCAACGUUCGUCCUUGGUGGCUCCACUGGAUAUUCCUCUACCGACAGAGCGUCCACCGAAGCCACCGAAGGAAGAGCAGCAACAGCAACAGCCUAUUCCACCGGCUCCACAGCAACCGCAGCAGCAACAGACACAGCGGCAGCAGAUUCAAUACUACGCCACGCUCCCCAAGAGCCAUCCUCCGGUUCCAAUGACCCCACUAUCAGUCAUAUUUCAACCGCAGAUCAUUACUGCACCACAGCCACAUCAACAGCAGCAGCAACAGCAACAUUAUGCCACUCCGCAGUCACUUAUUCAACAGCAUCACUACAGUAAACCCUUAAGCAACCAGGGCUACAUGGGUCCCGGCGCGGCACAACCCACUUCCAAGCCGAAAUGUGAAGUACAGGCCAUUGAUAACCCACUGUAUCACAUCUACGAGGUGGUCAAAACUCCCCGACCCGUCAUGAAAUCGCAAAGCUCAAACGAACUGGCCGCUAUAGCGAAAUGUGCCGAAACCCUAAACAACGCAAACGCUACCAAUCUGUGUACCGUUGCCGUAGCAACGCAGCUGCAACAACAUCAACCGCCGAUGGUUCACAACGGGAAAUCGCAGUACGUACCACCAACGACGGUAGCGUCCUCUGUUGAGCGGAAGGCUUCGGUGCGAGAAGCACAACCUCUACCACCCUCCACCGCGUCCGAACCGGUUGUGUCCGGUUCGGUACGUAGGAAAGCGAACGAAACCGAGGACGAUCCAGACGAGAGUCCAGAUCGUAAGCGUGUCGAUCCACCGAUGCAGCUGCUCGAGUUUGAAAAGUGUCGCGAAGAGUUCCGCAAACAGAUCAACUACUCCGGUUCGAUCUAUUCCGACUUUCAAAAGAUGGCAUCGGAAAUGCCCUACUUUCACAUUGCGGACGAGUUCCGUGCGUUCUCGCCGGCCGGUCUGCAUCUGGUGAUCUGCGUGCAUGGGUUGGAUGGAAAUUCGGCCGAUCUACGGCUGGUGCGCACCUACCUAGAGCUUGGGCUGCCCGGUACGCAUCUGGAGUUUCUUAUGUCGGAACGCAACCAGGGCGAUACGUUUUCCGACUUUGACACCAUGACCGACCGGUUGGUGGCGGAGGUACUGUACCACAUCGAAACAUAUCAGCUCAAUCCGAGCCGCAUCUCGUUCGUAGCGCACUCGCUCGGUACGAUCAUUGUACGGUCGGCGCUGGCGAGACCUCAGAUGCGACCGCUACUGUCCCGUUUGCAUACGUUCCUUUCGCUGUCCGGACCACAUCUCGGCACGCUGUACAACUCGAGCGGGCUGGUCAAUAUGGGGAUGUGGUUUAUGCAAAAGUGGAAAAAGUCUGGCUCUCUGCUGCAGCUGUGCCUGCGUGAUGCUGCCGACCCGCGCCAAAGUUUCCUCUAUCGGUUAAGCCAACGAAGCACUCUGCAUCACUUCAAAAACGUGCUGCUGUGCGGAUCGUCUCAGGAUCGCUAUGUUCCUCCACAUUCGGCACGGUUGGAACUGUGCAAGGCUGCCGUACGAGAUCAAUCGAAUCUCGGGAUUGUUUAUCGUGAAAUGGUACACAACAUCAUAGCGCCCAUGCUGGCCCGACAGGAUCUUACACUGGCCCGGUUCGAUGUGCACCAUGCACUACCACACACGGCCAACGCGUUAAUAGGACGAGCGGCACACAUUGCCGUACUCGAUUCGGAGCUGUUCAUCGAGAAGUUCUUGCUGGUGGCGGGAUUGAAAUAUUUCAGCUAGCCACUGAAUGGCAACAGCCGAUGACGGCCUGCAUCUAGUCGAAGAGGA
Messenger RNA from Anopheles maculipalpis, 6009 nucleotides. RefSeq lists its product as uncharacterized. The coding region runs from base 43 to 5961 and encodes 1972 amino acids. NCBI's taxonomy places the organism in Eukaryota, Metazoa, Arthropoda, Insecta, Diptera, Culicidae. The record is from RefSeq and is a predicted model, not a curated record. The transcript is spliced from 7 exons.